This is a messenger RNA of Salvia miltiorrhiza (redroot sage), 2098 nucleotides long. RefSeq names its product galactan beta-1,4-galactosyltransferase GALS1. Bases 335 to 1783 code for a protein of 482 amino acids. Lineage: Eukaryota; Viridiplantae; Streptophyta; Magnoliopsida; Lamiales; Lamiaceae. The record is from RefSeq and is a predicted model, not a curated record. The transcript is spliced from 2 exons.
GAGUAAAAUGAAACGACGCAGAAGUUUGAAAUGCAGAUUGGGUGACAAAGAAAGAAGAGAAAAAUGUUAUGGGUAUGAGACAAUGAUUAGAUAGAAGUGCAUUUCAGUAAAUAAGGGGAGAUCCAGGGGCGUAGAUAUGAAUACACUAGUACAACUGGAACCGAACCCAAUUAAGAAAAUAAAAAAUUGGAAUUAUAUUAAAAGCGGAAUAAAUAAAAAGAGCCAGAAAAUGUAUAUUCAUUACAUAAUUUACAUUACAGCAUCACUUUCUCACACAUAACACAAAGCUGUCUGUCGGUCAAGCUUUCUCGAGCGGAGCGGUGGUCAAUAUCCAAUGAAGAAAGACGGAACUCCGCCGCCCGUCGCCGCCGCCGUCAACCCCGUCACCAAAAUCUUCCUCUGCUUCGAGACCAAGUCCUUCCUCGCCACAUUGCUCGGCCUCACUCUCGUCGUCGUGGUCUGGAAUCUCCAGCCCUACUACGACAACAUCCUCUCCACCACCCGCUGCGCCGCCGCCGCGUCUCAGCCUAUAAUAAAGCCCGCCCCCCUCUCCGAGAAGAAGCUCGCCGUCGCGGAUCCCAACAAGCGCACCUUCCAAGCCUACGGCAGCGCCGCCGCCCUCUUCGUCCAAAUGGGCGCCUACCGCGGCGGCCCCGCCACCUUCUCGGUGGUGGGACUGGCGUCGAAGCCCAUCCACGUGUUCGGCCGCCCAUGGUACAAAUGCGAGUGGGUCCCCAACAACGGCAACGCCUCCAUCCGAGCCAAGGCCUACAAAAUGCUGCCGGAUUGGGGUUACGGCCGCGUCUACACCGUCGUCGUCGUCAAUUGCACAUUCUCCCAGAACCCUAAUGCCGAUAACAGCGGCGGCAAGCUCAUGCUCUACGCCUACUACGGCGAGUCGCUGCGGCGCUACGAGAAGUUCACCGCGAUGGAGGAGGCGCCCGGAGCCUACGACGAGUCCAAAUUCCGGCCGCCGUAUAAAUACGAGUACCUCUACUGCGGAUCGUCACUCUACGGCAACCUCAGCGCCAGCAGAAUGCGGGAGUGGAUGGCGUACCACGCGUGGUUCUUCGGCGCCAGCUCGCACUUCGUGUUCCACGACGCCGGCGGUGUGUCGGCGGCGGUGAAGACGGUGCUGGAGCCGUGGAUUCGGGCGGGGAGGGUGACGCUGCAGGACAUUAGGGCGCAGGCGGAGUACGACGGCUACUACUACAACCAGUUCCUGGUGGUGAACGACUGCCUCCACCGCCACCGCCACGCCGCCAACUGGACUUUCUACUUCGAUGUGGAUGAGUAUAUCUAUCUCCCCGACGGCGGCAGCUUGGAAUCGGUGUUGAGUGAUUUCUCCAACAAUACACAGUUCACGAUCGAGCAGAAUGCGAUGUCCAGCUCACUCUGCUUGAACGAUCCAUCUCGAGAUUAUUCAAGGGAAUGGGGGUUCGAGAAGCUACUAUUCAGAGACUCGAGAAGUCGAAUACGGCGAGAUCGGAAAUACGCAAUCCAAGCAAGGGACGCCUACGCCACCGGCGUGCACAUGUCGGAGAAUGUGGCCGGCGGAACCCUCCACAAAACUGAGAGCAGAAUCCGGUACUACCACUACCACAACACCAUCACCGUCCACGAGGAGCUCUGCCGCAACCUCCUCCCCGCCUCCGCCGCCAACGCCACCACCUGGCUCGACAAGAUCCCUUACGUAUACGACGAUAACAUGAAAAAACUCGCCCCCACGAUCAAGCAGUUCGAGCGGAAUACCAUCGGCGCCGCCCUGCAACGCCGCCGAUAGUAAAUUAAUUCUUUUUCCGAAACUAUUAAUUUUUCCGUGUAUAAAAGAAAAAGUUAAUUACCAUCUUUUAUGAAUUUUUACUCUUUAUUCUUUAUUCUCUAUUCUCCAAUUCUUGAUCGAUGUUUCGAAAAGGGGAAGGAUUGGCCACCGACACAAUCAUCUGUCUCCACCUCACCAGUCACCCCCACCAAAUUGAUGAUUCUGUUAAAACGCUGAAAUUGGGAGCGACGCGUGGCCUUAUAGCAUAAUAUCAUCUCCUCAAAAUGUAGAAGAAUUAUUGAGUUGUUAUAUAAAUAUAAAUAUAUUGUGGAUUUA